Molecule: messenger RNA, 2244 nt
Organism: Quercus lobata
Lineage: Eukaryota; Viridiplantae; Streptophyta; Magnoliopsida; Fagales; Fagaceae
Product: SNF2 domain protein
Exons: 5
Coding region: 161-1765 (534 amino acids)
Source: RefSeq, a predicted model, not a curated record
CAUUUCCCACUGCCCUAUUCCUAAGUUCUCUUUACAAAGCCCCGCAAAACUAGGGUUCCUUUCAAUUCCCAAAUUUCACACUCCCCCUCAACUUCAAAUUCAAACGUUCACUUUCCAUUUCUUGCUUUCACUCACAAUUCACACUCUCUUUCAAACAAAAAUGACCCAAACAGCACCACCGAACAAUCCUUACCAGCCCAUGCUAACCGAGUCCAUCCAACGUUUCUUAAGCGAAUACCGAAACGGCGUGACCGAUUUCUCCAAUUUCGGCUCCAUCUUCUCCCGAUUGCUUCAAAUCGUGCCUGACCCACCUCUCCAAAUCCUCUGGUUCUACUCCGCACUCACAUUUCACACCUCCAAACUAACCCACCACUCUCCCAUUUCAAAACGCGUCGUUUUGGUCAAAGAACUCUUCCAAUUACUCACUGCUCGUUCCUCACCGUGCGGUCAGUUCAAAAAAAUCGCCACCCUCGCUCCGGUUAUUUACGAGCUGUACCACUUGGCGGUACAGCACGACAAGAAAAUUUCGAGAAAAGAGAUUGAGAAUUUGCUAGAAGGAGUUGUUAGUUACACUAGCAUUUGUUGCGGCGGCGGCGAUUGUGAGGUUGUUGGUGUUAAAGAUGAGGAGGAGAGUUUAACGGUUUCGGGUUUUUUGGACGUGUUGGGUGUGUGGACUGUUGAUAACUGUGGUGAUAGUGAUGAAUUGAGAAUGUUUUUUCCGGUUGUGAGUGAAGAGGUUCGCAAUGGGAUCAGAGUGGGAUGUGGGGUUGGGUACUUGGCUGGGGUUGUUAUGUGUGAGGCCUUUUUGUUGAGGUUGUGUUUGAAGUUUGGGUCGGGGAACUCUAGAUUGGAGCUGGAGAAGGAAUUGCACAAUUGGGCCAUUCAGACGAUAAAUGGGUUUCGGAGCUUUUGGUUUUUUGAUACCCUUCUCAAGAUGCUGUUAGAGCCAGUUUUGCCUGUCACUUCCUUACUGAGUUAUGAAGAUGAAGUUCUUUUAAAAGAAGUUCUUUAUGAUGUUGUCAUAAGAGUGGAAUAUUCAUUCCUUGAACCUUCAAGAGUGAUUCAGUUGGCUGGCAUACACUUGAAAAAUCUUAUUCUGAAGUGGUUGUUUAUAGCUGACACCGCCAUACGGUCUGCUAGGGAAAAAGGUAACCAGGCCAAAGCCUUUUCUUAUAUUAAUGCCUUCUCUGAAUCUUGCUUACCCUGUCAAUUGAUCAAGUGGGUUACUGAUCAGACUGUCACCAGGGGAAAAAUAAGCAAACCAAAUGUUUCCACUCCAGUAGCUCUUCUUGGGUGGCUACUAACUGUUGAAGAGCAAGAGAUUAGAGUAUUUGAUUGUGAGAUAUCUAAAGUCCAGGCCAAAGCAGCAAUUUGCAAGUCAAGGGUAGAGUAUGUUCUUCCAGAACUAAAACCAAAUGGCAAUAGCCUGAAUGAAAGUUCCCUAUUUAGAAUUGCUGAGGAGGUGAGAGGGGAAGAUAAAUUUAAUGGUGAUCUUGAGAUGGUUGAUUCUGUGGACACUGCAUUUUUAGUGGCUAAUGGCAUGAUGAAGACAACAGCCACUGAUGGGACAAGAAAACGCAAAGAAGGGAUAAAGGAUGAAAAGGAACUACAGGUUAAGUUUGUCAAGCAUCACUUUCAUGAGACUUCAGUUAGAGAGAAGUGUUCCCUUAUAGGCAACGAUGAUGGUUUAAGUAGUGGUUUAAGUAGUGGGAGUGAGGUGGAUAAUCCAGUCUCUGAUGAAGAUAUGGAAGAUAUAAGGCAAUGAAUUUUGCUCGAUGCAACAUUAUGUGGAUUUUGGAGGAUUAUCAAGUGGUGAUACGUAAUGUGGACACACCCAUUUGAGUACAAAAGCAUUGAGAAGGAUUUCUUGUUACUGCAAACUAUUUCCUUGCCUAUAAAUAAAGCUUCCAGAUCAGAUCAGAAAAAUUUAGCAACCACGCAUUCAUGUGCUUGAUCUUUACUUUUAAUUCCUGGAGAGAUGUCGAUGAAGUGAAAUACUGGCAUAAUCUCUUUAUCUCAAUAUUGAAAUGGUUGCCAUAAGUACAAAUGAGUCAAAAUGAUCAUGGCUGAGAAGCCAUUUCUGAAUUUUUUUUAACUGUCUAACCUUUGUAUAAGAUAUGCUCCUAUUUAUGAUAGUAUUCUAUGUAGUGUAACAUUUUGACAUUGACUGAUAUUGUAGAUGCAAGUCCUAUUUUCACUAUUUAGGAAUUAUGGUUUUAGACAAAACCAUAACUUUUCAUUAUU